Molecule: messenger RNA, 7709 nt
Organism: Fundulus heteroclitus (mummichog)
Lineage: Eukaryota; Metazoa; Chordata; Actinopteri; Cyprinodontiformes; Fundulidae
Gene: dpy19l3
Product: dpy-19 like C-mannosyltransferase 3
Cellular component (GO): nuclear inner membrane
Molecular function (GO): mannosyltransferase activity
Source: RefSeq, a predicted model, not a curated record
CUGAACCGCUGACUUCCGGUGCUGAAACGCGUCGCCGCAGCCCGCAAGUGUUGCACAAACACGGGUAGGAUUGAGCAAGUUUGGGAGGAAAAGGGGGCAGAAACCGGGACAAGCAGGGUCGCGCUGGUCCAGCGGGCAGGGAGGACCGUGCUGGCGGAGCGACGGGCCGGGAGGCGUCGCUUGUGCCCUGGGUGCCGUUAAACGGAGACUGUGCCGCCGCCGUCCGUCCGUCCAGUGUAAUGAGUCGCUAGCUGUGUGUCCCUGAGCGCACCACCCAUGCUUCAGCUGGCCGCUGAUGAGACGCCAGUCCCGCGGUCUGAACCAUGCCGUUCUCCGUCCAUCCGGUCUCCAUGAGCGGAUCCUGACCUAGUCCAGUCCGGCUGGCUGCAGCGUGAGCAGGAAGUCCCCGAGCACAAGGCCCGUCCACCCCGUCCGUCCGUCCGAGGACCCAAACAAACAGCGGCGCUCGGUCGUUAAUCAUCCAGCAUAUCUGCCGGUGGACGGUUCUCCAGCAUGGCGAGCCUGCGUCAGAGGAAAGGCAGCAGGGGCAAGGAGGCGUCUCCGGCUGCCGAGGGCCAGUCCCAGCAGUCCAACUGUUGCACCCAUCACCAUCCAGACAAGGUCCUGCAGGGCGACUGGUCAUGGGGGGCUAUAAUCUGGACGUCGGUGGGUUGGUCCGUCUCUGUUGGCCUCGGCCUUCUCUGCUCCAUCUACGUGGCCACGCUACAUGAGAACGACCUGUGGUUCUCCAACAUCAAGGAAGUGGAGCGGGAGAUCUCCUUUCGGACAGAAUGUGGACUCUACUACUCGUACUACAAACAAAUGCUGCAGGCGCCGUCCAUACAGGAAGGGCUGUCAGAGCUGAUCCAUGAUAACCUGACGGAAUCCAGGAGGACCAUUAAUCUCCUACAGCGGAUGAAUAUCUACCAGGAGGUGUUUCUCAGUAUUCUCUACAGGCUGCUGCCCCUGCAGGCGUAUCUGGAGCCCGUGUAUUUCUACAUUUACACAGUGUUCUCGCUCCAAGCCGUGUACGUGAUUGCUCUGUACCUCACAGCGUGGCUCCUGUCUGGUUCCUGGCUCGCUGGUACACUAACUGGAGUCUGGUACAUUCUCAAUAGGGUAGACACCACUCGUGUGGAGUUCACCAUCUCCCUGAGGGAGAACUGGUCUCUGCCCUUCUUUGCGCUGCAGGUCACUGCCAUCACGUGUUACCUCAGGCCCCAGCUCAGCACCUUCCAGCAGAAGGUGAUGGUGUGGCUGAUGUACGUGACGACGCUUUGUUUCUGUCUGACGUGGCAGUUCAACCAGUUCAUUCUGCUCGUUCAGGCCCUCGUUAUCUACACCCUGGACUGUGGUGACCUGCUAACUACCACACAGGUAACCACCCUGUACCUGGUCCAGGUGAGCGGCCUGCUGAGCGUCUGGCUGCUGCAGUUCUGUAACUCCAUGAUCCUGGGAUCGCUGGCGCUGAGCUUCGUCGUGGCAGCCCUCUUCGUCCGACACUGGCAGUCUGCUCUGAAGACCGGAGGCCUGCUGGUCCGCCUGGCCAGAGUUCUUCUCCACAGCGUCCUGGUUCUCCUGCUCACCUUCAUCAUCAACUACCUGACUAAGAAGGCGCUCCAGCUCAGAUCAGACGAGCACAUCUUUAAAUUCAUCAAGUCAAAGUUUGCCCUGGGGCCGACCAGGGACUUUGAUGCCAGCCUGUAUCUGUGCGAGGAGGCCUUUGGCCGUCUGCCCCUGGACACCAUGGAGCGUCUGGCCGGCACCCUGCUCCUAUACCCGUACAUCCCCACUGUGCUACUGCUCAGCGGCACGCUGGCAGUGGCGGUGCUGCAGAACCUCAGGCCUAAAGGAGGCGCGGCGGACGAGAAGAGAGGCGUGGCGGCGGCCUUCCGACCAGAUGUGGCCUACAACCUGUUGCACACCGUGCUCUAUGGCCUCCUGGCUUUCAGCACCAUGAGGAUGAAAUACAUCUGGACGGGCCACAUGUGUGCGGUCGCAGCUUACGGCGUCUGCGGGACUGAGCUGUGGACUCUUCUUCUCAGAGCUCUCCGCUGCGACACUAAAGUUCUGCUGCGGUUUGUCAGAUACGCCGUUCCGCUGCUGAUGAUGGGCUGGCUGUAUUACAAGUUCUGGCCUAAACUGAUGGAGGAGCUAUCAGAGCUGAGGGAGUUCUAUGAUCCAGACACCGUGGAGCUGAUGACCUGGAUUAGCACAAAGACCCCGAAGCAGGCGGUGUUUGCCGGAAGCAUGCAGCUGCUGGCCGGCAUCAAGCUGUGCACAGGCAGAGUUCUCACCAACCACCCCCAUUACGAAGAUAAAGACCUGCGGGAGCGGACCAGACAGGUGUAUCAGGUGUAUGCUCGGCGGUCCCCAGAGGAAGUGCACGGCAUCCUGAGGGCGGUGGGGGCCGACUACGUGGUGCUGGAGAACAGCAUCUGCUACGAGCGGAGGCACAGGAGAGGCUGCAGACUGCGGGACCUGCUCGACCUGGCCAACGGACAUAUCAUGGACGGAGCAGGUGAGAACGACCCGGACCUCGUCCCCGCCUCCCACCCUCGAUUUUGCGAGGCCAUCAAGACGGACGCGGAAGCUUACACCGCGCUGUUCACCAGAACAUUUCAGAACAAAACAUUCUAUGUCUACCGACUUAAGAAGAAACGCAAGAAAAGUGCCAAAACGUCCUCGGAGCCCGGCCCAAAGCAGUAGCUGGACCAAAACAACCGAGGCGAGCAGAAGGAUCCUCUACUCUAUACAGAGCUGUGAUCGUGACUAUUCAUUUGACGUUAUUUUGUUAUUCACUACGCGUGGCUCCAUGGACUGUGGUGUCAACGCAGCAGGCCAGUUGAAGUUUGGGGUUGCAGUUUUGUUACCAGAGUUUUGUUACCAGAGUGUUACCAGAGUGCUGAAGCAAACGUUAAGACAAUGCUGUUUGCUACGAGAAAAGAAAACCUGCUAAAUAAUUUCUAUAUGAACACAGAAGAUUCCUGAAAGGUCAGGACGCCCGAGCUGUUUAUGAUUUAAGAUGUGGUAUUGAAGCGAUCUAAUAUAGAAAUAAAAAAAAAAUAGUUUUUAUUAAGAAGUUUUGUAGUGAGAGGAUAGAUACAGCUACAAAUUCAGAAAUGAAACAUAGUAAAAAAAAUAUCUUAGUUCUUUUUGUUUUACAAAGAAAUUAGAUGGAUCUGAGAUUUUCGAUCUUCUCUAAGGCAGCAAACUGUUCUCCAUAAGAAACUAAAUCAUUCCUGGCCUUUCUUUGCCUGCCACUCAUCUCAGGUGAUAUCAGCCCUGUCUCCUACAAAGUGUCACGCUUACAUAAUGAAGGCGGCAGACUGUGAGAUUAAGUGUUUCUGUAAGGUUUUCGUCGAAUUGGUUGACUGCUCAUCUAAUGGAUCUGUGCUUGUUUACAGCACACCUAACACAUCAAGAAAAACAUCACGCAGCCCUGUGAAUUAUUUAUUUAUUGAAGCUAGGCUCUUAUGGCACCUGGUUUCUAGGAAUUUUCUAAACAUACUUUUUACAAAUAUUUCUUUUAAGAUCUACAGUGCAUCAUUUGUCACGACAUAAGACAACCAACUGCAACAUAGUAAAUACGCCAGAGCAGAAUGUGGCGAUGUUGCUAGCUUGAAAAUCCGCCCAUAACAGUGAAUAAUUGCCGGACUACGUGUGUCUAAAACAUCUUCCCGAGGUGUCGGGAUUCACUUUCUGUAUUGAGACAUUUACCAAAAAGAGUUUUCUUUAGACAUUUGGCUUCCCACCGUUAGUGGGACAGCGUCUGGAACUGUGGUAGCUGCUAAGCUAACUGGGGUAAUGCUAACUAGCUUAAAUAUCUUGUAACGGUGCAUCCCAUCUCGAGGUGGAAAUGAAAUUUGACUGAUGGAUAAAGAUAGACAAAAAGCUCGUAAGUCCCUGCAUAUAUACGGUGUUGACAGUGAGAAGCUUUUUCAUCACGGCUAGUUUUGUCGGAGUCAGUCAUUCAACAAUAUACAGACACGCAUUCCUAACACCACGCUUGGUGCUUAAUCAAAGUGUUGCUUGGAAUAUUCCACAGCCAAAUAGCAAACUCUUGCUGACGGAUUUGUCAUCUGCUGGUGCAGCUUCAACAUAGUUACGUUAAUAAUCGCAUAUGGAAACAGAAAUCCAGCCACCGACACUUGUCAGCAUGUGACUUUUUUUCAAGCGUCUUAGAGCAAAAUGAAAUGAUACCAACCUCAAUCCACCUAAAUCCAUCUAAGUAGACAUCCUCGUGUUUUUUUUAAAUUGUUGACAAUAAUACAUGUUUAACAGGAGAGUAUGACGCUAUUCUCCCUUUUUUUCCAUAAUUUCUAAGUUUAUUUAAAAAGAAUUGACGACCCCGUUGAACCCUACAUUAAUUGAGAUGUCCUGGUAAGGUUAACGUAUGCCUUGACGUGUCGGCUAGCGUUAAAGCUCAAUGCGUGAUGUCAGUAAAACAGAACAGCUGAUACCAGCCAGCAUUUCAUAAAUAUAUCCUGCCCUUCUAUUUCAGUCUCAGUGGCUCCCUGAUCCAAAUGCUUUCCUGAACAGAACCAAUCUAAGACCAUUUGUUGUCCUCAUGAAAGCUGACAACCAAUGAAGUUGAUGGUGAAGCAUAACUUCUUCCUUCAAGCUUUUUUUUUUUUUUCCCCUUGAAAAGCCGGCUCUAUGUUGACAGAGUGAUUUGAACUCAGAUUUAAUAUUUUGGUGGGUGAGCUCAGGUCGGUGUCUCUUGUCGUCACGGUGUGGCCUCAGGGUCCACUGGAACCGGUCACUCUUCAGAAGGAGAACAAAGAGGAUAAUUAUCCUCUUUUUUUGUUCACAAAUCUGAGGUGGGAGCUGCUUCCCUGCGUGGCUUUUGUUGUUUUCGUCGCUGUCGUGUUUUUCUGUCUGUCGGCUUUGUGACUCUCAUCAGCGGCAGCCUCAACCUUUUCACUCCUCUCGUUCCUGCAGACAAACACGCAUGAAUAAUGUAAGCUGUGAGGAAAUUGCAGCAGGCUGACAACUGCACUGAUUCCUCGUCGCAAUUCAAAAUAAUUUGUGUGUGGGGGGGGGGGGCGCAGCGUAUGACAACACUUGCAUCUCAAUCCAGGCUCUGUGCUCAGAAGGAAGGCGGGGAGGAAGAGGGGGGGCGGAAUAGACUCGAUAAAGAAAAGUAGAGGAAUGAGAGCAGAUCACAACCUGGAUCCAUGAUGAUCUAAAACCGUAUUUUCUUUAUCUUCCCAGCUGAAGGAGAGGGGCUGAUUGAAAGCGAGCCGUAGGUGCUGUUAUGUGUGUGUGAUCUGCUGUUCUUCUUCUCCUCACAUCCUUGCUUUCCAGUCCUUGUGCACAUGUUAAUAGGAACCCCUCUCUUUGAUCGUUUACGCCCUCCUGCUUCUGUUGUUCGUUUACUCCGCGGCCUCGUCGAAAGGCAUUUUAAUCGGAUCAGAGGAGCUUGUUGUGUUUCUGUCCUGUCUUCAUAUUGGAUGUUUAAUUAAGGAGCUGCUGGAUCGCUGUGUUUGACAGAAAAGUGAUCCCAUUAUGUUGGCUUCAUAGGAGUGUACUAAUGUAAUAACUUUUCAGAGCUGGUAAUUUCCAUAUGUAUUGCGAUUAGGUCAUUCAGAGGGGUGCCGUGGUGCCCGUGGCGGUCUUUAAUAAAGAGCGAGCAUGUGCGCGGUCUGCUUCCUUCUAAAGAACAAGUGAGUGAAACUAGAAUAAAGUUCUAACCCAAUAACCGGACAUCUCUGUGCAGUUGGGUUAUUGGGACAGAUGUUGGUCAAGAUGCUGCCGCAGGGUCUGGAAGCAGCAACUAGAGGUGCGUGGCAUGACUGACACACCGUGGGCACAAACUGAAGGGAACACAUAGGAUAUAUUUCUUAAAUGGUAGAUCCGUGUUUUAGCUUGUGUUUAUUAUUUGGAUAGACUGAUGGUCCCAAGUUAAUUUUAUUUUUUUAGAUCAUUUAUAGCAUUUUUUUUCAAUUUCAAUGUUCACUAAUGCUGUUUUAUGUCUAAACAGAGCCAUUGUAUAGAGAGACAGAUUGUCACCUGUUACCACGGGUACCACAGAAGGAACUUUCCUCAUAGCACGCAACGCUAAUCAUUCCCUUUAAAGUCAAACAUUUACUGUCAUUUAAAUCAUCAUGCUUGAUACCAACACAGUUUGGUGGUUAGCUUUAAAGUGAAAAGUAAAGGAUACAUGGUUUUCAGCAUUUUAUGAAUAAUUUUUUUUUUAUUUGAUAUCAUUAUUGAUCAUUUACAAAAUGUCCCCAGUUCAGACACACCAGAUUCCAGACACAGAUUCUCAUUUUGAUUUAGGUCCGGCCUUUGAAUGGGCCUCUGUGCUUUGAUGGAAACCAUUCUGCUGUAGGUUUGGGGUCAUUGAGAGUUAAACCUUCGCCUCAAUUUGACGUUUUUUUUAAGGCCAGCGUUUUCGGUAUUUAUUCCUUUAUUCCAUUUCCCCAUCAACCUGGACCAGCUUCCCUGACCCUGCUGUGGAACCCCUUCCCCACAGCGUUAUCCCGUCACCACCAUGCUUUACCUGGGGCAUUGGGUGCAAAGCAUGAUUUAUAGUUAGUUUUCUACCACAGUGUUUUGCAUCCAGAGCAAACGUAACAUUUUGAAUUCCAGAGCACCUGCUUCCACAUGUUUGCUGUGUCCUCCAGCUUCUUCUUAUGGCCUUCUUCUUGACACUCUUCCAUGAGAGCCUGAUUUAUGGAGUCAACCGAGCCUCCCACCUGAGCUUUGGAGCUCUGCAGCCCAGCCAGAGUAAAACAGUUAAACUAGCUAAUUUUUAUAACCUAAUCUGCUUUAAACGUCCCUACAGCCACCUCUCUGAGUCACUAAAGUUCUCUAGCAAACCUCUAAAGGCCCCUCACAGAACAGCUGCAUUUCUACUGAAAUGAAUGUAGUCUGUUCACCAAUUAGUGACAUCUGAAGGUAAUUAAUUGAACUGGAUAAAAUGUAGGGACAUUAGAGGGAAUUUGGUGCAUACAUACACUGCAAACACUUAGUUAAGAAAAUGGACACCAUGUAUCCUUUCCUUCUACUUUACAAAAAUGCUCUACUUUGUGUUGGUUUAGCACAUGGAUUUCUAAUAAAAUAGCUUGAAGUUUGUUGUAAUAUAAAAUGCCUAAACAAAGAUACUACAUUUACAAGGAACUAGGUCUCUUUAUCUCCAUUACUCCCCCUUGGGUGUUUUUCUGUGAUGUAAAUCACGCUAUGUUGUGCCAAAUUAGCUGCUGAGAAGGCUUGAAAGGGUCAAAACGAGCAGGCCGCCAGUUGUGUGUAAUGUCUGCAGUUCAAGCAUUGAAUAAGGCGGUAGCUACAGAGCCUCAGUCUCUUCCACCAGUUCGAUCAGACACAGGAAGUAGAAACACACGGAUGGAUGUGUGUUCGCUUCAUCAACUGAUGGAAGGCUCCACUGAAGCGCCAAGCUGAUGUUGGCUUUCAGGUUCUCCACGCCGUCCACAUCAACCCAGAAGAACUCUGUAGAGAUGAGUUGGGACAUCUUCAGAAUGGAUGGACUGUAAUGACUGCGUGGCAUAUACCGGUCGGUCUGCAUCCACUCAACAUCCAUUGGAAGCAGAUGUUGCACGUUUUGGUCAAUGUUUACUCUUCAGGUUCUCGUGCCACGCCCGUUAUCGCAGGAGAAAUCUGUGAGCUGUUAUUUUGUACAUGUAAUAUUAACAAUGUGUAUGUUCCGAAAAACUUUGUUGAGUAAAGUACUUUCCACCCCCGCA